This is a messenger RNA of Oncorhynchus keta (chum salmon), 2096 nucleotides long. RefSeq names its product acid ceramidase-like. Bases 121 to 1398 code for a protein of 425 amino acids. Lineage: Eukaryota; Metazoa; Chordata; Actinopteri; Salmoniformes; Salmonidae. The record is from RefSeq and is a predicted model, not a curated record. Gene Ontology annotation, cellular component: lysosome. The transcript has 14 exons. Gene Ontology annotation, biological process: fatty acid metabolic process. Gene Ontology annotation, molecular function: fatty acid amide hydrolase activity; N-acylsphingosine amidohydrolase activity.
AUCCUAUUUAUACACUUACAUUUGUAUAUGUAAUACGUGACAUUAAAAAAACAACUAAUGUAUCUGAAUCAGAGAAAAAUGCAAGUAUAAAAUAUGUAGUAGCCGCCUGCCCAUAGUGUAAUGGUUCGCUCCCUCUCAAAUCACGAGGAAAGAAUACACUUCCGUAUUUUGAAGCUGACCAAAAAUCAUAAGAAGCUUUACACACAAACAAUGGGACACAAGAUGGAUAGGUUGUGUUGUCUUCUUUUGGUGUCCUUAUCUGCAGUAUCGGCACAGUUUGUGCCGCCGUAUACCGAAGAAUGCCAGACGGGCAUGUACCCUCCCAAAGGUCCAACAUUCAAAGGGCCUGUCACCUGGUACACAAUAGACCUGGAUUUGCCCCCCAGCGAAAGAUGGAAGCUAAUCAUCACUGACAAGAAAGCUGAGUUGGUCAACAUGAUCCAGGCUAUCAAGGAUUUGGCCAACGCAUUUGUUCCUAGUGGGAAACUGAUAGAUUUGGUCGACAAGGACUUGCCUUUGAUAGUGAAUACCCUACCCUACCCAUUCAAUGAGGAAAUAAAAGGAGUUGCGACUGCCUCGGGUGUUCCCCUUGGUGAGGUUGUCCUCUACAACAUCUUCUAUGAGAUCUUUACGGUGUGCACUUCUCUAGUGGCAGAGGACUCAAAUGGUAACCUUAUCCAUGGGCGGAAUAUGGACUUUGGACUAUUCAUGGGUUGGGACAUGAAGAACAGGUCCUGGUUGAUAACAGAGAAACUCAAGCCUCUGGUGGUCAACAUUGACUUCCAGAGAGGCAACAAGACGGUCUUCAAGUCCACUAACUUCGCCGGCUACGUGGGCAUGUUGACUGGUAUCAAACCGCAUGCUUUCACUCUGACCAUGAAUGAGCGCUUCAGCCUUGAUGGAGGAUACAUCGGGAUCGUGGAGUGGAUCCUGGGGAAUAGAGAUGGGAUGUGGAUGAGCUUCCUCACUCGCUCUGUCUUAGAGAAUGCUACCAGCUACGAGGAGGCAAAGCACCUUCUGGCCCAGACCAAGUUGCUGGCCCCGGCCUACUUCAUCCUGGGAGGGAACCAGACGGGCCAGGGCUGUGUCAUCACCCGCUCCAGAGUCCUCAGCCUCGACAUCUGGGAGAUUGAGCUGAAGCUGGGCCGCUGGUACGUUCUGGAAACCAACUACGAUCACUGGAAGGAGCCUCUGUUCUUGGACAACCGCAGGACUCCAGCCAUGAAGUGUAUGAACCAGACCACGCAGGCAAACAUCUCACUGAAGACCGUGUACGACAUGCUGUCGACAAAACCAGUCUUGAACAAGUUGACCACAUACACCACGUUGAUGGACGUGAACAAGGGGAAACUGGAAUCCUACAUCCGUGACUGCCCCAACCCCUGUAUGCCCUGGUGAAGCCUCCAAAUGGGUUUCUAACAGAACGGUGGUGGGGAGAUGGGCUUAACUGAUUCAGAAACAACUGGAGAAUCCUGUUGUACAUAUUUCAAGUCUUUGCGCUGUAACUAAAGGCUCCAAUCGAAAUAUUGCCUCACCCUUAACACUCAUACAUGGGUUGAAAAUGGCAGAUUUGGGCACUGUUAAGCACCAAAAUUGGAACAGUGGGCUGAACAUGUCAGAGAUCACGUUCUCUGAACUUGAGCAUUACGCAACAAAGUUCCCUUCCCAGUAAUUGGGCAACUUUGUCUGAGUGAGAAAUGCUGUAAAUUAAGGACUCUAUGUAUUUUGAAAGAUGACAGAGGAUUAUAAUUAAUACCACUGAUGUCAUACAAGCAAACCAAACACCUGGGAGUCCAAAUGUGCACUUUACAUUUCCAAAUCAUAAAACUAUGAUCACUGUUUGAUGUAAUGUCAUACCCUCGGUUCUUCUGAAAAAAUUGAGCCCAUUUGAAUUUGUUUCGCUGCUGACUCCUUUCUAUGCGCAGCAAAAUUAGUGUCUGAAUUGCCUUGUGAAAGUGUAACAUGUCUUGUUGCACCUACCCCACACUUCACCUACCCCACACUUCCCAAUAGUCUUGUUACUGGAUGCAUCUGGAUUUAUUUUAUUUUUUUCAUUACCAAAAUCUACACAAAGCUAAAAUUUGGAUUCAGUUGAA